GUCCAUUAAUGAGCUGACCGACCCCACGCCUACCACCACCCUCGCUCUCAGGCAGGCAGCAGCAGCGCCAGCACCAGCUCCAGCAAAGAUACAUCUUCUUCCAGCCCAGCGGAGCACGGGAAGUAGGACACCACAAGCCAAAUAAACCCACGGGUUCUUCUGCCACCCUGCACCCCGAAGCUCGGUUAAAUCCAGCAGGGAGCACCACACGCGGCCGCCGCCUCGUUCGGGGGGUUGGUUUGAUUGGGAAUCUUUGUUCCUGAUGGGGAAUUGCGCCGGCGUUGAGGGGAACGCCGAGAUCAACCCUUCCUUCAGUGCCCCUAACUUGUCAGGGACCGGUUCCAAGAACAGCAGCAAGAAUGCAACCGAUAGCAGCACCUUUGGUACCAAGGCAUCUGGCUCUUCUUCGUCGGUGCCACCGACUCCUCGCACGGAGACAGAGAUCCUGGAGUCCUCGAAUCUCCGGAAGUUCUCGUUCAGCGAGCUGAAAGGCUCCACAAGGAACUUCCGGCCGGACAACCUGCUCGGGGAGGGGGGCUUUGGGUCAGUGUUCAAGGGAUGGAUGGAUGAGCGCACGCUUGCGCCUGUCAAGCCAGGUACUGGGAUGAUGGUUGCGGUGAAGAAGCUCAAGCUCGAUAGUUUCCAAGGGCACAGGGAAUGGCUGGCUGAAGUCAAUUACCUAGGGCAGUUAUCCCACCCUAAUCUUGUGAAACUCAUUGGGUACUGCUUGGAGGAUGAACAACGGCUUCUGGUGUACGAGUACAUGCCAAGAGGCAGCUUGGAGCAUCAUCUUUUCAGGAGGGGUUCGCACUUCCAACCGCUCCCAUGGAACUUACGGAUGAAGGUUGCGCUUGAAGCUGCCAGAGGUCUUGCUUUCCUGCAUGGUGAUCAGGCUAAAGUUAUUUACCGUGAUUUCAAGACCUCCAAUAUUCUUCUCGACUCGGAUUACAAUGCAAAAUUGUCUGAUUUUGGUUUGGCAAAAGAUGGUCCAAGUGGUGAUAAGAGUCAUGUAUCAACCAGGGUCAUGGGGACACAGGGCUACGCUGCCCCUGAAUAUCUUGCAACAGGCCAUUUGACCGCAAAGAGCGAUGUGUACAGCUACGGUGUUGUUCUUCUGGAGUUGCUAUCUGGGCACCGUGCUCUGGACAAGAACCGCCCGCCUGGCCAACACAACCUUGUGGAGUGGGCUAGACCUUACAUCACCAACAAGAGGAGGGUCAUGCAUGUCCUCGACUCACGAUUGGGUUCUCAGUAUUCGCUUCCUGCAGCACAGAAGACCGCAGCCCUUGCGCUGCAAUGCUUGUCGAUGGACGCGCGAUGCAGGCCAGGCAUGGAUCAGGUUGUGACUGUGCUAGAAAGGCUUCAAGAGGCCAAGGGUGCAGUGAAAACUGGCAAGUAGGAGGAUUGCUGGUUACUGAUGUUCAUACCUCUCUGGAAUGUAGUAUCCUCCUUUUGUAAUAUAUCAAGGGAGUAAAAACAGGAAACGGAUGAGGGACUUGGAAGGGCUGAACUUAGCUUCUGAAGGGAAUGUGUAAUAUAUCUUGCUUUGUGUAUAGCUAGUUGAAUCCUUGUUGCAACUUGUUUUCUACUUAUAUAUCUUAGCAGUACAUCGGCGUUGUAUCGCAA
Messenger RNA from Phragmites australis (common reed), 1626 nucleotides. Its product is annotated as receptor-like cytoplasmic kinase 176. Gene Ontology annotation, biological process: protein phosphorylation. Bases 263 to 1399 code for a protein of 378 amino acids. The transcript has 6 exons. Gene Ontology annotation, molecular function: protein kinase activity; ATP binding. NCBI's taxonomy places the organism in Eukaryota, Viridiplantae, Streptophyta, Magnoliopsida, Poales, Poaceae. The record is from RefSeq and is a predicted model, not a curated record.